This is a messenger RNA of Liolophura sinensis, 2469 nucleotides long. RefSeq lists its product as uncharacterized. The record is from RefSeq and is a predicted model, not a curated record. Gene Ontology annotation, biological process: urea transmembrane transport. The coding region runs from base 1 to 2469 and encodes 822 amino acids. NCBI's taxonomy places the organism in Eukaryota, Metazoa, Mollusca, Polyplacophora, Chitonida, Chitonidae. The transcript is spliced from 13 exons. Gene Ontology annotation, cellular component: plasma membrane. Gene Ontology annotation, molecular function: urea transmembrane transporter activity.
AUGGGUACAGCAACAACUGGAAUUGAGCCGUCCAUUGAACUCUGGGAAGCCCUUUUAUCUAUCGCUGGCUUUGGAAUAUUCGCAUCUUUGUUGGCUUAUGGGUUCACGUUUAUACGAAGAAUUGUUCACAACGAUAGGGGUAGUCUGGAUACCGAGUUUGACGCCGGAGGCAGGGUGAGUGCCGGACUAACGGCUACAACCAUCGUGUCACAGUGGACCUGGGCAGCCACAUUACUGCAGUCCUCCACAGUCGCUAGUAAGUACGGCAUCAGCGGUCCGUUCUGGUACGCAGCAGGAGCCACAAUUCAGAUCUUACUGUUCUCCAUGAUCUCCGUCCAGCUGAAGAUCAGAGCUCCUGGCGCCAAGACGUUUUUACAGCUAAUACAGGCUCGCUUUGGCAAGAGGACCCAUGUCGUCUUCUGUGUGUUUGCCCUGAUGACAAAUAUUAUCGUGACAGCCAUGUUGAUGCUAGGUGGCGCUGCCGUACUAACGAGUCUGGUGAAGGAUCUAAGCGUGGAAUACGCUACCAUCCUGGUGACAGCCGUCAUCGGCACGUAUACGUUCAUUGGUGGGCUCGGAGCGACGUUUUACGUCUCUUACGUCAACACUGCUGUUAUUUACAUCAUCAUGAUUGUGUUCAUAACAAAGGUGUACGCUAACGAAGAUGUGGAUAACGAAUUGGGUUCUAUAGACAAGGUGUACCAGUACCUGGCCUGCUCUGUAGGACCACAGGAAAACGCUGACAACAGUUACCUUACCAUGAUCUCCCGCUCUGGCCUCAUGUUUGGACUCAUCAAUAUCGUCGGAAACUUUGGGACAGUGUUUGUGGAUCAGUCGUACUGGCAGAGCAGUGUAGCCGCCAAACCUAAGCAGGGCGUUUCCGGCUUCCUGAUGGGUGGUCUCACCUGGUUCGCAGUGCCAUUUUCCCUGGCCACCACAAUGGGACUGGCAUACCUGGCUCUCAGCGCUAAGCAAGGCGCUCCUCUCCUCUCAGACAACCAAGUGAAUUCCGGUUUAGUGCCCCCUAUCGUCGCACAGCGUCUGUUGGGUAAAAGAGGGGAGAUAAUGAUUAUGUUCAUGAUCUUGAUGGCCAUCACGUCCACGGGGGCAUCAGAAGUCCUGGCCGUGGCUUCCAUCUUAAUUUACGAUAUCUACCAGAUACACUUAAAGCCAUACCGACGUGUGAAUGACUCGAACAGCUGUAUUUUGUGUGGCAAACAAAGAGGUCGGAUGGCCAACCCCCGAGAUAAGUGUGAGUGCUGGAGUAUGACGUACUGUGCGGAUUGUCGUCACGAUGACCAACAGAUAGCGGAAAACAAACGCCGUGCACUGAAGAUGGAUUAUAAGUGCAAGCUUCAUGGCCAGUACCGGAAAUACGUGGAUUAUCUCUCAGGGCUGAGGCAGUGGUGCCUGAUGGUUACUACAUUAAUGAUCUUCCCGCUGACCAUGGUGCUAAACGCCAUACAGCUGAGUCUCGGUUGGGUGUAUCUGUUCAUGGGAAUUCUGAUUGGUUCUGCCGUAUUACCCAUCUCCCUAGCCAUGUUCUGGCCGCGCAUGACAGGUGUUGGUAUGGUGACCGGAAGUAUCGGCGGAACUAUCCUGGCAAUCAUCGUUUGGCUGGUUGUAGCGUCAACAUUUGAAGGUGGCCUGUCUGAUUUUCUGGAAAAUACCGGUAGAGAAGAAUCCAUGUUGGGCGGUAAUAUAGUGGCCAUUGUUUCCGGAGGGCUGUUGUCAUUCCUAGUGAGUAUGGUCACCAACAGGAACUUCGAUUCAUCCCGCGGUGCCGAGGUCUGGGAGAGCACCAGGGACAUUGACAACCCGCUUAGUCCGUGGACAGAGAAUUACGCAAGGGACCUUCGCCUCACAUCCCUUCAGCAACUGGACAACAGACCUGCGUUGGAAGAAGUGGAGAAAACGUUUCGGGGCGCUAAACUGUUGGCGUACAUUGGCGCCAUGUCGAUAAGCCUCGUUCUGGUGAUCAUCUGGCCUGCGGCGAUGACUGCCGUGGGAACAAUGAAUCUUGAGCAGUUUAAUCAUUGGGUGCAGCUAGCAAAAGUCUUAGCAUUCAUCGCCAUGAUCUUCAUCAUCAUUGUCCCUAUAGUUAACGAAAUCAUCGACACAAGACAAAUUAUGGCCGAGAACAAAGUUGCUCCUAAAGAAUUCAUGUCCCGGGGCAAAUCCGAAGAGAAAGACGCUGUUGGCGACAUCAAUGGCGCCAAACAUCCACACGAAUUGAAGAACAGGUCUUUUUCUAAAUCAUCGAUAAAUAAUGGCAGAGUGUCCCUUGUGAGUAGAGUUUCUAUCCGUAACCAGCCUGCGCUGGAAAAUGACGAAGACCUGAUGGAGAAAACAUCCACACAGAUGUCUGAUAUCAGAACAGCGCCAUCUUCGUCACAGGUGAACUUGCAAAGCCCUGAACAAAAACACGUCAUUGCUGAUGCCAGUGAUCCCCAGAGUAAUAGUUUAUAG